AUGGACGCUCUACUCCAGGGAUUCCACCGUUCUCCAAAGGAGGACGUUUCGACUCCGUCUUCCUCUAGUCACUGCACUUCUUCUGUUUCAGCGCGCGAGUUUGAGCAAUUUGACUCGCCAUUAACGGACGCAGAACUGGCGUGCGAACUAUCAGUUGUCACUCGCGCACUGAGGAAGCCCGUUAACAGCAGCUACUGCUGCAAAGAUUUCAGCGGCUCUCUUGUUUUCAUCCCUAAAGAUACCGGAGGCUCCGUGGUCCUCGAUGCAACGAGCAGUGUGGGCAGCAAGAGCCCAUGCGCGUCAGAUAUCGGACCCUUCAGUUGUGAGAGCUCAAGACGCCCGUCUGCCGAUGUUUUGGCUGAUGAUGUUGACAAGCAAAGACGUUGGAGCGAGCGAGUGCAAGCAGGCGCUUAUUCUUUUCGCGAUGAUGAGCGAGGCAGUGUGGCUGACGGGACAGGCUUUUUACCCUCGUCUGCUGAGGUCCCGCCUCCUCUGGAGAGCUAUAUUCCAUGUCUCUUUUACAGAUGGCCGUCUUCGAACAAGCUUCUUAUACACAUACACAGCCUUGAUGAAGACUUAGGAGCGACCGCUCCCAUGCUAAGAACCUUGCACAGGCGUCUCCGCCUCAAUGUUCUUGCAAUGGAGUUCCCAGGUGGGUAG
Messenger RNA from Neospora caninum, 660 nucleotides. RefSeq lists its product as hypothetical. Bases 1 to 660 code for a protein of 219 amino acids. Lineage: Eukaryota; Apicomplexa; Conoidasida; Eucoccidiorida; Sarcocystidae. The transcript has a single exon. The record is from RefSeq and is a predicted model, not a curated record.